Scomber scombrus (Atlantic mackerel) is the source of this 1775-nucleotide messenger RNA. It is a transcript of the gene rac3a, whose product is annotated as Rac family small GTPase 3a. The record is from RefSeq and is a predicted model, not a curated record. Bases 178 to 624 code for a protein of 148 amino acids. Lineage: Eukaryota; Metazoa; Chordata; Actinopteri; Scombriformes; Scombridae. Gene Ontology annotation, molecular function: GTPase activity; GTP binding; protein kinase binding. The transcript is spliced from 5 exons. Gene Ontology annotation, cellular component: cytoskeleton; cell projection; plasma membrane. Gene Ontology annotation, biological process: cortical cytoskeleton organization; establishment or maintenance of cell polarity; motor neuron axon guidance.
UUUAUAGUUUUAUAUCCCAGUUUAAAGACUCUGCUCCCACCAUGUUAACAGUAUAUCCUAUAUUCUCUGUGUGUCUCCAGUGCGGUGGGUAAGACAUGUCUGCUCAUCAGCUACACCACCAAUGCCUUCCCUGGAGAGUACAUCCCCACAGUCUUUGACAACUACUCAGCAAAUGUGAUGGUGGAUGGUAAACCAGUAAACCUGGGCCUCUGGGAUACAGCUGGACAGGAGGACUAUGACAGGCUUCGCCCCCUGUCCUACCCUCAGACGGAUGUGUUCCUGAUAUGCUUCUCCCUGGUGAGCCCUGCCUCCUUCGAGAACGUCCGAGCCAAGUGGUAUCCAGAGGUUCGUCACCACUGCCCAAAUACACCCAUCAUCCUGGUGGGCACCAAGCUGGACCUGCGAGACGACAAGGACGCUAUUGAAAGGCUGAGAGACAAAAAACUGUCUCCCAUCACCUACCCACAGGGCCUGGCCAUGGCCAGAGAGAUAGGUUCAGUCAAGUAUCUGGAGUGCUCGGCUCUGACUCAGCGGGGGCUGAAGACAGUCUUUGAUGAGGCCAUCCGCGCCGUCCUUUGCCCCCCACCCAUCAAAAAGAGAGGCAAGAAGUGCCCAGUGUUCUGAGGAGGAGGAGCUGGAAGACGAAGCCACCAGGAUGUCAUUAUUUUACAAUCCAACAUUAGGGUACUGCCAAGCGGGAACUGCUCUCAAACACAACAGCAAUCUACCGUCUGUACAGAAGGAGUUUAUCUUAAUUGGUCAGAAGCUGGCUGAGGAUUUCAGCUGGCGUGUUAAAGAUGGCGUAUUUAAGCCUAAUGUUUGGGUACAAAGAUGAAUUCUGUGUGAUGUACAGUAUGCCUUAAAACAAUUCUUACGAGUCUGACUCUUAGAUAUUAGGACUAGUAUGAAAAAGGUUUACUCAUUUUCAGGAUAUGCAAAAAUAUUUUUGCACUCUCCUGUUUAACCUUGACAACCUGUAAUUAAAGCACACAAGUUGUGAAAAACAAGGAAACAGACCAAAUGUAUAUUCUCCUUUUGCACACCGUAUAUUAAUGUUUUAUGCAAGCUUUUUUUGAUAGGUUUUUUGAAAAAUGACUUUAUCUUGCAAUGUUUCUUUAAAAACAAGCACAGUUUAAAUAAGUGGGAACAUGUGAUUAGUUAACCCUUGUUUGUUCAGCACUGUAGAACAAGGUCACCGUCUCCAGAUGAUAAUGAUCCAGACUGAAAGAUACGUUUUAUAAAGCCUCCUAACUGUUUAGAAUUUCCUGUCAAACCUGGCUCUCAAAUCUUUUUUUUUUUGCCCCCAAGUUUGGGUCUUUAGAGUCAUCAUUUGAUUUUCUUACAAUACUGAGCAAAAACUGCCUUUGAAUUUCACAUCUAUCAUAUCAUACAAAUAUAGACAAACAUUUGAUAUUUAAUAUUAUGCCAGUUGGUCAGCUUCGUGAAUGUUUUGAAAUUUAGUGUUAAAUUGACAAGCCAGAUAUUUCAUUACAUAUAACCAUGUGACAAGUAGUCCUUGGAAAAGGGCAGGUACUUUCAGAUAAUACUGGAUGAACCGUCUCUCGGUCGCUGUCCAUCACUAUAAGGCCUUACGAGGCAGCUAAAUUUGCGAAAUUGUGAGAUCAUGCAAGAAUCCUCGCAGGAUGCUGGUUGGUCUGAACUAGGGCCCGACCAAUACUGGAUUUUUGGGGCCAAUGCUGAUAUUAAGGAGUAAAAAUAAAUCAUUUUUUUCAGCUAAUAAUUUCAUAUAUAAAGAAUAUAUACAUCAACAUACA